CAUAACCUGUACGUUUUAAGAAAUAUAUAUACUAGGUAUUCCUUGAUUAGUAGCUAAGUUUGUAACUAGACAUACUAGUUACUAACAUUUGAUUUAUAAAGUUUAUUAAACAGGGAACACUAUGCCGAGGAAAAGAAGAGAUGACAAAACGUUUGAAAGCUCGCAGAUGGGAAAUGGGGAAGAUACGAAAAAAGUUAAACUUGUCGACAACGGCGGUGUUGGAACUUACGCUCAAAAGCUCAAAAGGAAAAGAGAUCAGGUUCAGAAAGGGAAACAAGUAGAAGAGGUCUUGAAUCACAUUAGUAAUGAAGUUAAUGAACCUGAUGUAGCUUUAAGACUGAAGUCCAGGACAUCACCGUACACAAUCAGAGCAGAGACACCAUCCUAUUUGAAGAGCCACAACCUAGCUAUCCAACUACAUGGUUAUUCUAUGGGAGUGCCAAGGAGAAACCUUUAUAAAUGUGCCACUCAUUGUGUAAUAGAAAUGUUGUCAGACAUGCAGAUCUCCACCAUGACCAGUCCUUUCAACCGCAGAGUGACUGCAAUGGAGUGGCAUCCCACUAACCCAGACCUGGUGGUUGUAGGGUCCAAAGGAGGGGACAUUAUAUGGUGGGACACUCACAAUGUUAAGAACCAAAAGUUCAUUCAAGGGAUGGGAGCAGGAGGGAUUAUUAAUGCCAUCAAAUUUUGGCCCCACGAUUACAGCAAGAUUCUCACUGCAGCUGUCGAUGGCACAGUGACUUUGAAUGACUUAGAGGGCAAGAAUACUCAGAUUUUGGCAGACACCCUUAACGCACAUGAAUUUUGGUACUGCAGUGUGGACAUACACCCAGUAAGAAAGUUCAUUGCUGCAGGAGACAAUGUGGGAAAACUUCAGUUCUUGACCUAUGAUGGCAAAAAGACUUUUGAAAAUCGCCUCCACAAAAACAAGAUCACCCACUGUGAAUUUUCACCAUUGGAAGAGUGGAUGAUGUGUACAGCCUCCACCGACCAAACAGUUCAGAUCUGGGACAUCCGAAUGAUCAAAGAUCGUAAAAGUUCGCUCUACAAACUCAUGCAUGAUAAACCAGUCAACUCGGCUCAUUUUAGUCGCACCAAUGGUUGUCGGCUGUUAACGACAGAUCAGAAUAAUCAAGUGCGAGUGUACCUGGCUCCAGAGUGGCAUCUGGAGAAGACCAUUUUACAUCCUCAUCGCUUCUUUCAGCACAUUACUCCCAUAAAGGCAACAUGGCACCCUUUACUAGACUUAGCUGUUGUUGGAAGAUACCCUGACCCAAAUUUUACUGGUUACCAUGAAAACGAACUACGCACCAUUGACAUCAUAGAUGUUGAUACAGAAAAAAUAGUUACAAGACUUCAUGAUCCAUCAGCUCCUGGCCUCGUCUGUGUCAAUAAAUUCAAUGUAAAUGGAGACACUUUACUUUCUGGAAUGGGCGUUAACUUGUUAUUGUGGAAGAGAAAGGAAGUGGCUGCAAAGAUUCAAGAGUCACUCAUGUCAAAAAUUAGUGGGAAAAAUUUGGAUCAGGGUUCAGGUGGUCAAACAAGGUCGGGAAGGUCGAAUCAGUCGAAGAGAGCCAAUGAAAAACUGAGAAAAAUGAAUGAAAGUAAAGAAACCAAACAAAAGAAAGCAAAACUUCAGCUCAAAGUGAAGGAAGAAAAUCGUAAAGGAAAAAAGUGAGAACUGUACUAAGUUUCCAAAAUAUCAAACCGUGUUCUGAAAAACUGAAGGCUGUGAAAAUUAGGACCAAGAUAUGUAUUAGGAAAACAAUAUUGCAUUUCAAGGAACAAAUUUCCUAUUGUUUCGAAACAGAAGGCUGCAAAAUAUGUAAAUUGCAACCGCAUUGUAUUUCAAGGAACAAGGUUUCUUUUGAUUGUCCAAGUUACACAUAAUUGAAUUUUAUUUUUGUAGAGGACAGAUAUAUGUAGUAGAGAAUGGUAUGUAAUGUAGAUAUUGUGUUUUGGUUUUUAUGUGCCCGUCUUUAGAAGGGGCAUAUUAUGUUAUGGCACUGUCUGGCUGAGGUCAUGCUUUCCAGACUCCCUCAAGAAGUGUAAGAAUGAGUUUGCUUUUCAGCUAAAUUGAUGCACCUUGACCUACUUUAUGGCUGACUGAAAGUAGGUUACUACUUAAUGGCUGAAAGUAAGUUAAACAGUUUUCCGGACUUUUUUUCAUUACGGAUACAGAUAUUGCCCUGAAAUUUAGUCUCAAGCUUCCUAUCGGAGGAAUAUAAGUUCAGUUUGUACUUUAGCUGGAUCGGUCUGUCUGUCUGUGACCUACUUAAGGGCUAAAUGUACAUGUAGAUCAAACAGUUUUCCAGGUUUUUUUUCAUUGUGGAUACAGGUAUUGCCCUGAAAAUUUGUCGCAACCUCCCUCUCAGAGAAAUGGAUAAUCAGGUCUUAUUUCAGCUUGAUUGGUGCACCAUGACCUAAUUUAGAACUAAAAGUAGGUCAAAAAGUUUCUUGGACUUCUUCUCAUCAUAGAUACAGAUAUUGCAACCUCCCUCUCAGAGAAAUACAUAAUCAGUUCACAUGUCAGAUAGAUUGAUACACCAUAAUCUACUUUAAGGCUUGUCUAUUUCAGAAUGUGUGUGAUAUCAAUUCAGAGUGCAUAAUGUGCAGGUUUAAUUUCACUGUCUGACGGGCUUAUGUUUUACCGUUUGCAGUACUGUUGUUACUAACCUUGAAUGAUGUUCAACAGAAAUAUGUGAUCAAAAUUCAUUUCAAGAGGUGUAUAUUUUUCAUAGAGAUAUUUCAUUCCAUUGGAUUUUGUUUACAGGUACAAUCAAUUGUACCAUAGUUGGUACAUGUCAUUUCUAUGUAUUGACCAGUUCAACAUUACUGGAGUCUAUCAAGUUUACAAGAAUUGUGUAGAAAGUGUAAAUCCUUUUAGCAGAUCAUAGCAUUUGUUGAUUUAUUGGAGGACAUAGAUUUUACAUAGAAUUUUCUGUUUUUAUACUGUUUUUUAUGAGAUAUUACACUGGUGCUUUGUAGAAUCCUUUGUAUCAUGGCAUUUCUUCAUUUCAGGAAAAAGAUAUACAUGUGUAUUUUAAUUUGUUAGUUUCAUGAUCAACAGUUACUAGUAUAUUGAAUAUAGAUUGCUGUACUCUUA
Messenger RNA from Ostrea edulis (European flat oyster), 3106 nucleotides. Its product is annotated as DNA damage-binding protein 2-like. The transcript is spliced from 10 exons. Bases 122 to 1678 code for a protein of 518 amino acids. The record is from RefSeq and is a predicted model, not a curated record. NCBI's taxonomy places the organism in Eukaryota, Metazoa, Mollusca, Bivalvia, Ostreida, Ostreidae. Gene Ontology annotation, molecular function: protein binding; damaged DNA binding. Gene Ontology annotation, cellular component: Cul4-RING E3 ubiquitin ligase complex; nucleus. Gene Ontology annotation, biological process: response to UV; DNA repair.